AUGAUGAACCACUGGAGAGAGGGACCCAAAGGAGGGUACCAUAGGCAAUGUUACCAGAGUUAUACUAAUGUAGGCAACAUAUCUAGGAUCGAAGGGACUGCUAACAAGGCCGCGCCUGCAUCUGCUGAUCAAGGAAUCGCUGCAGACGAACCAAGUAAAGAGCCUCCAGCAAAACGCUUCCAUAGAUCUCAAGUUCAGAGAUUUGAUAUUGAUAAAUGCAUCAUUUGCCAAGUGGAGAAAUGUAAACGUGGAAAGGGAGCGAGGUCAAGGGAAGCUCUAACCCAGAAUAUCAGCGAGUAUGGCAGUGCAUCCCUUCUCAGAGCAGCUGAGAUAAGGGGCGACAAUCGUGUGCUACCGCAGAUAAAAGGACAGGAUUGUAUUGCUCGCGAGAUUAAAUACCACAGAUCGUGCUACAAGAAUUAUGUUCGCCUUGAAACACUAACAAAGCUCGAAGCUCAAAACUGUGCCACUGAAGAUAAAGAAUCUCGAGGCUACAGCAAAGCAUUUGGCAAAUUGUGUCAUUAUCUUCAAAGUGAAGUCAUUAUUAAAACAAGAAUCCUCAAUAUGACAGAACUUGUUGGAAAAUUUGUUUCACACCUAAACGAGGAAGGCUUAAACAUCAGUGACUACAGGUCAUCAAAGCUCAAGCAACGACUGAAAGGAGCAUUUGGAGAACAGUUAGACUUUCGCAGGCCUUCUGAUCCUAGCCAGCCGGAGCUUGUCUAUAGCGCCAAUGUCGAGAAGGGAGAAAUCGUCGAGUCUUUGGUUUCGCAAUCAGAUAUGACAGAUGGUGGUUUAGAGUCUGGAGCGGAGGAGAUUGAUGAACAAGGCCCAAGAGCCAGGAAGGACGUUGCACAUCAGGUUUAUCAUACGUCAAAAGAACUGCGAAACCUUCUUCUGGACGUGAAUCCGGUUCUUUCAUGGCCACCAAAGGCUGACGAGUUACAAUCUGACGCUGCUUUAGUGCCCGAUAUGUUGUACAAUAUGCUGACUUGGAUUCUUACCUCAGAUACCGAAUUUAGUACUGAACGGGUUACAAAUCUACCCAAUCAUGUUCAUCGCUGGAUUCUUUCACUAGGACAGGAUCUAAUUCACUGUGUUUCCCAGGGUCGCACAAAGACUCCCAAGCAUGUGCUAUUACCCAUGACAGUCAAAAGCCUCACUGGGAAUGCCGAACUGGUAACUCUCUUGAACAGAUUUGGUCAUGGUCUUUCAUAUUCUCAGAUCGAAGAGCUUGAGACAGCAAUUGCUGAGCAGCAAAUAACAAAUCUCCGCAAUGGUGUAUUGUUGCCGACCGUGUGCAGUCCCAGUGUUUCUGCCGUUUUCUGUUGGGAUAACAAUGACCUUCAGGAGGAGACUUUAUCAGGUAUCUAA
This is a messenger RNA of Pocillopora meandrina, 1374 nucleotides long. The record is from the annotation of a GenBank genome assembly. Lineage: Eukaryota; Metazoa; Cnidaria; Anthozoa; Scleractinia; Pocilloporidae.